Messenger RNA from Schizophyllum commune H4-8, 832 nucleotides. RefSeq lists its product as uncharacterized. Bases 104 to 523 code for a protein of 139 amino acids. NCBI's taxonomy places the organism in Eukaryota, Fungi, Basidiomycota, Agaricomycetes, Agaricales, Schizophyllaceae. The transcript is spliced from 4 exons. The record is from RefSeq and is a predicted model, not a curated record.
CUUCAGCACCUUCGAUAGAUGAAGUAGGAGCAAACGCGUUCCGAGCGUCCUAAAGCAUCUGGUGAAGCAACGUCAAGGUUGAAGCGUUUGAAAACUCUGCAGGAUGAACCGCGACGGACAAACCGACAGUGAAGCUGGCGGAGGGCCCAUUUUCGCAAACGAAGGCCAUGCCGGCCGAGUAACGAAAUAUGUCGCCACUCGUGCGGACACGCUGCGAAAGCGGGACACCGUCGGGCCAAGGACGUACUCCAGCAUGCCCCACGUCAGGAAAAGCGGAGCCUCGCGCCAGUCUGCCCCCGCGUACCUCCCAGGAAUACCGCUUACCGUAUGCUUUUUUGCAGCGUGUCUAAUGCGAGGCUCCGCGUGGCUGCUGUGGUUGGCGGAAGGCUGCAGAAAAGCCUAUCACCCUUACGUUGUCCGCUCACAUCGAACAGAACUGCCGAGGGUGGAAACUCCUCUUCCAGGACCAAUCUAUGACAGCGACACGCCUUGGGAGGCGCUGAAGAUGGCUACAAAGUCGUAACGCCGUCUCCUGCGGCCAUUCAGACAAAGGAGGGCGUACUUGCUUUUCGUUGCAGUCAUACGUACUAGCGCUGCAGGUUGGGAUCGAUGCAAAGUUACGUGCGACAGCGCAGCAGCAUCACAAGGGUACGAGAAGAAAGGCGCGGCAGCGGGGUGGCUGGCUUGACCUUCAGGCGCGCCAACCUGUUGUAGAAUGGAUGGCGUAAGACGCCACGCCCUCGCUUAACGUCGGCAGAAUCAGAAUGGAGGUUACGGACGAGCCUGUGGAAUAUUACUCGGGCGCAUUCUAGGGGCUCUUCUUCCAAGAAGU